AUGUCAGCGGAAAAAUACCUUGAUCCUCCUCACUUUAUUCAAGAAUGGGAAAGUAAUGAUGAAAGUACUUGGCCUAAACCUCCUGCUUGUUUAGGUGAUGAUGAAACUUAUUUUUCUUUUAAUAGAACUGUCAAAAGAGAGGAAACCGAUUUGUUCCCAAGUGAGAUACUUGAUAGAACAAAAGAUGUAAGAGAUCAGUUAAAACAAUUAAACCACUCAAUCCUUGUAGCAUAUCUUGCCAUUAUUUCUAAACAAAUGAAUCAACCACAUAGGUAUGAGGUUAUUACACCUUAUGUUUAUCAUCUUCGGUUAUUAAUUUCUACAAUGCACCAAGCAUUAAACUCUUAUCGACCCUAUCAAGCAAAAAAGUAUUAUGCUCUUCUGUUUGAAAAACAAGUUGAACAUAAAGAAAAAUUGUAUGAACAACUGAAGGCAUUGAUUGAUGAUGCAAAUAAUAAAUAUAAAAAGAAUUUUGAAAUACCAAAAAAAUCAAUGGAGGAGUGUUAA
This is a messenger RNA of Entamoeba histolytica HM-1:IMSS, 507 nucleotides long. RefSeq lists its product as uncharacterized. Lineage: Eukaryota; Evosea; Mastigamoebida; Endamoebidae. Gene Ontology annotation, molecular function: transcription coregulator activity. The transcript has a single exon. The coding region runs from base 1 to 507 and encodes 168 amino acids. Gene Ontology annotation, cellular component: mediator complex; core mediator complex. Gene Ontology annotation, biological process: regulation of transcription by RNA polymerase II. The record is from RefSeq and is a predicted model, not a curated record.